AUGAACAUUACGCAGUACAAAUUUUUAGUAUACUCUACCUUUGGACUUAUUUCUUUCAUAACUGGAUUGCUAGUUCUUAUUGCUUAUGCAAAAAUUAAAGGAUUGAGAAAACACCCAGGGAUGAUUAUUUUCUGACAGUGCUUCAUGCAGCAUGUGAUUGACUUGCAAAUUACCUAUAGCGCUGUCCAUUAUUGAAUAACCGGAGAAAGCCUCUCAGACUUUACUUGCGAAAUAGCAGGGAUGUUUACUAUCUGCUGUUUUUUUAUAAGCUGAAAUUAUAGCUUGAGUCUCAGCAUUGAGGUGCUUUUGACAAUAAAUAGUCCUACAAAUAGGAAUUACAAAAAAAGAUCGCCACUGUAUCAUAUCACAAGCUGUUUUUUUGGAUUUUUAAUAGUCCUCCUUGUAGGGAUUUCAAGUUCAGCAGGAAAAUCUGCAAAUGAAGCCUGCUUUAUAAAAUCAGGUACCUGAGCGGCGUAAUUUCUAUAUAGGAAGCUGAUGUUUAUCCCCUUUAUAAUUUAUUAUCCUUUUAGCAUUCUAGGAGUUGUUUUUUCUUUUAUUUACAUUAGACAGUCUCGAUCAGAAACCUUGAAAACUCUUCUUGGGAAACAUGCACUGUUUUUACAAGUUUACUGUUUAUUUUGGAUUCCUAUGAGUUUAAGCACGAUAAUUCAAGAUGACCAAGGCGUCACAGCACCUUGGCUAAGCUACAUUUCGCUGACAUUUUCAAGCAUUUCUGGCUUAGCAAUAAACUCAGUAAGACUUUCAGACCCAGCUUUUGUCCGUUGGAUAAGGAAAAGACUUGGCCUCCGAAACCCAAAAAUUUUUAAAAACACAAUUACAACUAUUUUAAACGAAGCCACAAAUGAAAUUGGGACAUCCCUUGCUGAUGUUAGAAUUUCCAGUGUCUAUGAAUCCUCUUACACCCAUAUGUUCCAGUCAGUUUAUGCUGAUGCCGUUUUGACUUCACUUGUGUCAGUUUGUUUGAUUUUUUUGAAAAGCUCUCAGGAAAAGGAUUAUAUGCAGGAGGAAAAAGAUUUUAAGUUUUGAAGGUAAUAUAAAUGCAGCGUUGAUUUUUAUAAGCAAGUCUAUGAAUUCGAAAUGCUACAAGAGGAUUUAUCAAAAAUUGAACUAGAUGGCACAUUAAUUAAUUAUUGUAAAAAAAUAUAGCGCUUUCCCGAGGAUGGCGCGGAAUGGCGCCAUCCUCGGGAAAGCCAGGAAGGCAUCCACACGGGAACUGGGAGUUCCACGUGUGGAUGCCAUUUUGACAUGUGAAAGUUUGGAUCCCACAUGUCAAAAAUGGCAUCCACACGUGGAACUCCCAGUUCCCGUGUGGAUGCUUAGUUGACUUUCCCGAGGAUGGCGCCAUUCCGCGCCAUCCUCGGGAAAGCGCUAUAUAUAUAGUUAUGAGAUUUCAUUGCAAAAUCGUAGAAUAUGCCCCACUGGUGUUCAGACAUUUGCGAAAUUUAGAAGGAAUAAAUGAUCAUGAUAUGAUUUCAUCAUUCCAUCCCAUAUUCAAUAUUUCAAUGAUCAAGAAAAACACAGGGAACAAAGGUGGGAGAAGCUCAGCAUUUUUUUAUUUUACACAUGACAAAAAAUAUAUAAUAAAAACUAUUACGAGAGAAGAAAAAAAAGUUUUGCUGGAAGUUUUGUUGAAAAAUUAUCACCAUCAUAUAGAAAAUCACCCAAAUUCUAUUAUAGCAAGAUUGUUAGGGUUUUUUUCAUUGAAAUUUCAAAACAGUCAUCUUCAAUUGAUCAUUAUGCAAAAUAUUUUCCCACCUAUGAAUUUAAAAGCAAUUUUCGAUAUGAAAGGAAGCAAACUUGACAGAGAAUCCAUUCAUGGACAGCAAGCAGACUCAUUAGCUGACCUCACUAAUGAUCUCAUUUAUAAAGAUCUUGAUUUCUUAAGAACCCAAAAGAAUUUAUAUGUAAGCUACAGUGAUAGCUUAGCUUUGAAGCAAAAGAUAUAUGAAGACUCAAAGUUAUUUUCAAAGCUAAAUAUUAUGGACUACUCCUUGCUGCUUGGGAUUGGCACUCCAACUCCUAGCAAUAGUAAGCAUUACUUAAAAUCUUCUGACAAAGAUAAAGAAAAUGCAUAUGUCGUUGGGAUCAUUGAUUAUUUGCAAACUUAUUCCCCCUGAAUAAUUGGAGUGAAUAUUUUCUAAUUUAAAAAUGGAGUUCAAAAAUUAUAUUAUACUUUUUUUUCAUAUAAAAUGAAUCCAAAAUAUUGAAUUUAAAUUUAUUAUUAAAAAAUUAAUCGAUUCAUUGUGGAAACUGUUCAAAUAAUAUUCUAUUUGCACUUUGUCCAUUAAGCUAGGUCUAUAAAAAUUAUCAUUUUUACCUAUAAAUUUUCAUGUCACCAAAAUACUUAUGCUUUCUUCCAAUUUAAAGGGAGGAAGCUAUAACAGCCUUAAAAAAAUCGAAACGAUAAGCAAAAGUAUUAUCAAACCAAACGUUGAAAAGGAGGAUAUUUCAUCAAUCAACAGUGAAGCUUAUAGCGCAAGGUUCUUAAAAUUUGUAAACUCAAUUAUUUCAUCUGAUUAA
Molecule: messenger RNA, 2541 nt
Organism: Blepharisma stoltei
Lineage: Eukaryota; Ciliophora; Heterotrichea; Heterotrichida; Blepharismidae
Source: the annotation of a GenBank genome assembly